UACCCGUUUCUUGUUCUACUUUUCCCCAAGAAAUUAACAGUGGAUUUUUGACGAGUUUUGCUUGCUUUGUCUUGAUGCCGUUCUACUGAUUAACCACACUGUGUGUAAAGAGAAGUCAGCUCAAAUUUGAAAAUUGGGCAUACUGGUGUGGGUACCUAAAUUCUGCUUGUAAUCCCAUUAUCUACGCAUUCCGUAGUCCUUCUUUUAGGAAAGGAUACAAAGAAAUUAUGUGUGGAGUGGAAUCACCAGGACUUACUGGAGUGAAUUCUCUCAGUUUUCGCUCUCGAUCUGCCAGAGGAUCCUUAAAAUCUGCUUCGAAUGUUUGCAUAACAAAACAAGAAGAAACUAAGUCUUCAAAUGCUGCAAUGCGUAGACAGAGAACAAUGCUGUCACAAACAAGCUGGAGGAGCUUGCCCUUAAUGCCAACAUUAUUUCGCUCAUUUUCUUCCAAACACCAAAAAAGUGUUGAGGAUAGCAUGGAUUCCCCACCUGCCGAUUCGGACUGUGGUUUUUGUAGAUUGUUUAAACCCAGACCAGUGUCUUCAGGAGUGGCUAAAUCCGAAGGCACUGUCACGAGACUUCCUAACCCAUCCUCUUUCGAUGAUAUUAAAGAAGAAUCUCAAGAAGACGACGCAAAUGCCGAUACCAAAUUAAUGGAUCGUUCAUCUGUUGGAGACAUUGAAGAGGAAGCUCUAGAAGAGACUGAAAAUUUCGUAUCCAGAACUCAAAGCCCAUGCUUUGUUAGUACUCAGAAAGAAUCUCAAGAAGACGCUGUAUAAAUUUCUCCGUUUUAUUUCAGAAAAAGCAGUAAGAAUUCACGAAGCAAAGAAAAUUAAUCUGACAAAUUUUCUUACUCACAUGAAAAUGGGAUUUUUCCGGGUUAGUACGGAUACCUGAGGACGGAAGAAGUCACAAAAGAGGUUGUUAAUUUACCAUUGAUUUGCAGUAAUCAAGAUGUCCACGAACUCUACUUCUAUAUAUUGUGCGACAAAAAAAAAAAAAAAAAAAAAA
Stegodyphus dumicola is the source of this 1011-nucleotide messenger RNA. Its product is annotated as trace amine-associated receptor 1-like. Gene Ontology annotation, biological process: G protein-coupled receptor signaling pathway. Gene Ontology annotation, cellular component: membrane. Gene Ontology annotation, molecular function: G protein-coupled receptor activity. Lineage: Eukaryota; Metazoa; Arthropoda; Arachnida; Araneae; Eresidae. The record is from RefSeq and is a predicted model, not a curated record.